AUGAAACUAAAUGAUACUGACUGCAAAGGUCAGUUUCAGGAAGGUAUCGUGCAUGGGCACAUACACAAUUUUAAUAAUAUGACAUAUAUCCAUGGUCACAUCCAUCAUAAUGCAUCGCAUCUUCCAAAUUCCGAUGGCCUUGGGACAGGAAUCACUUCAGAUGAUAAUCUUAAAACAAAUGAUAUAUAUAAUGAUAAUGUAAGAACUAACGAUAUGUCACUUGGCGAUGACUCUAUUGGGGACUCUACGUCACAUAUGGAAAUGAAUCCAGAAAAGGUCUUAGAGUCUGAUUUUAUGGAUUGUGAACAUUUUGAAUUCAUGGACACAAAUGGGACACUACCAGAUAAUUUUGCUAAUAAUUUUAACAAUUCGUUCCAUAUGGAUGGUAGUUCUGAAUACGGAUCGAAUUGGAAUAAAAAUGGCCUGUUAGAGACGCACAUUAAUGAUGGUAACAAUAACAAUGGAAGCAGUUACCGAAUGUCCAAGUCCAAGAGUAGAGACCAUAGAGUCUCUUUAAGUGACGAUAUGUUAAACUUACCACUAUCGAAAAAGAGAAGACUGAGCAGUUCUAGUGACAAAAACCAAGAUGGUUGCCCCUGUAAUCCAAAAAUGGUAGAGGUCUGUUGUAAUGUCGAUCAUGCAGAUAUGCCUAAAGAUUAUCCUGUCGUAGAAAACAUUUCAUUAAACUCUCAUCCCAAAUUAAUGAUACCGAAUGAUAAUGAGGUUGAGAAUUUACCAUAUUAUGGAGCCAGGUCAUCAUCCUCUCCACAUUCAAAAAUGUUAAAUCAGUAUAACACUAUUAACAAUGUAGCACCAAUAACAUCCUCCGGAAACAUUCCAAUUCGAAAGUCAAAUAAAAUAGGUGAAUUAAACAAUGAUUUUGCCAAACAAUUUUUAGAUUUAAACUGUGACCUAACUUGUGAGCCUAAUUGCUUAGAUAAAUAUAGCCAAGCUCAUCCCUCUAAUACUCAGGGUAGUAUGCAAGUUAAUAAUUCCAUUAAACAAGGGAAUGAAAAGAUAAAUAUAAAUAUAAAACGAGAAAGGAUCACUGCUCCAAUUUUGACAGAGGAUGGACCUAUGGAUACAUCACUCGAUGGGAAAGACGAUAUGUUAGAGACAUUUUUCAAAGCUUGUCAAAGAGUUGGUGAGUCUAAUGAAAAUGAUAAGUUGACUAAAUCGAAUACAGAUACAAUUAGUAUACCUCAAAUAAACCAUCAAUGCGGCAACAAUUCAAACCAAUAUCACAAACAUACAUCUAAUAGACAACUGGAUAUGCAAAUCAUUAGUGAUAUUUGUGCCAUUUCAUCUUUAUAUGAAAUGCCAUUAGCUGACCAUAUGAAUCAUCAUCACCAUAAACACAAUGAAGAACCCCUUGCAACGGGAGAACCAAUACCUAGAUCUGAGAGUUUCAAUUUAUUGGAAUCAGUGGUAAAUUGCAAACCAACAAGAGUGAUUUCAAAAAAUAAAUCUACAUCGGAUAGAUUAUCUCAGAUAGAUGAGAAACAAUCUGUCCAGCAGCAACAACAACAACAUCUCCAUCAUCAUCAUAAAAUUCAAUUUCAUGACCAUAAUACAAGUCCAAUUGAACCUUAUCAAAGUGAUAAAACUGUCAGCUGGGAACGUUUCAAAAAGGAUUACAAGGGGUCUACUAAUAAACUAGAACGUAGUAACCCAGCUGGAGGUAUCAACUCCUCAAAUGAUGAAACUUUAAUACUAUACCACAAUAACGAACAACGACCCAUUGAUCAAAUUAAACUGGAACCCUUAAAUACAAUUCAUUUCAAUUGGAAUUUCAAGACAAAUGAUCAAUUCUCGGAAACUAUAGAGUGUAAAUGGGCAGGCUGUCAUAAGAAUUAUAGUUCAUUGAUAGAAUUACAACGUCAUUUGUUCAAUGAUCAUAUUACUGAAUAUGAAUUACCUUUAAACCCUAGUACUGAUCCGACUAAAGAUCCUAUUGCUAAUUGUAAAUGGGAAAAUUGUGAUUUCAACUCCAAUGAUAUAUGUUCUUUUGUCAAUCAUAUCAACAGUAAACAUGGGAUCAAUUUUGAUAUGGAAUUUGUUGACUCUGGAUAUACGACUAUGGAUGAUAAAUAUAACGGUACGAAAACACCCCAUCAUAUGUAUCAUUGUAAGAACACAGAUUGUCAGACCACUACAAGUCCCGACUCCACAACGGCAAGAGAAAGUAUUACGAGUGUAGAUUAUUCAUUAUCUCCAAAUACAAGCUUUUCAAAUAAUACAGAUAUGAAACCCGUGAAGACAGAAAACACUACGGUUAUAGAUAUACCCAAGGAUUCAUCGAAUUAUCUGUCCAAAGAUAAGAUCAUUCAUUGCAAAUGGUUAGAUUGUACAGCCAUCUUUAAAAAUGAAGCAGAAUUAGAUCAUCACUUAGAGAGCUUCCAUAUUCCUAAGGGUCAAUCCAGUUAUCAAUGUCACUGGAGAGGUUGUGAUCGUACAUUACCGACAAGACAAAAGAUGGUUAGACAUAUUAGAAAACAUUCCGGUGACAAACCAUUUAAAUGUACAGAAUGUUCGAAAUGUUUUGCGACUAAAGAAAGUUUGAAGCAACAUGGGAGAACCCAUACUGGAGAAAGACCAUUUAAAUGCCCUUAUUGUGACAAAUCCUUUGCAACUUCAACAUUUGUCAAUAUACAUGUUCGUAUGCAUACUGGUGAGAAACCGUUAGAAUGUCCAUAUUGUCAUAAGCGGUUCAGUGAAUCAUCUAAUUUGAAUAAACAUAUAAAGACCCAUCUUAAGAAAUAUAAAGGCCAGGAUACCAAUAGGAGUCUUGCAACAGAAAAUAGUGUUGCAGUGCAAACGCAAAAUCUGUGA
This is a messenger RNA of Maudiozyma barnettii, 2832 nucleotides long. RefSeq names its product Zap1p (gene ZAP1). Gene Ontology annotation, cellular component: nucleus. Gene Ontology annotation, molecular function: RNA polymerase II cis-regulatory region sequence-specific DNA binding; DNA-binding transcription factor activity, RNA polymerase II-specific; zinc ion binding. The coding region runs from base 1 to 2832 and encodes 943 amino acids. Gene Ontology annotation, biological process: regulation of transcription by RNA polymerase II. The transcript has a single exon. The record is from RefSeq and is a predicted model, not a curated record. NCBI's taxonomy places the organism in Eukaryota, Fungi, Ascomycota, Saccharomycetes, Saccharomycetales, Saccharomycetaceae.